AUGGCAGGACCUGAAUUGGAGUCACUGGAGCAGUGCUUGGAGAAGCACCUGCCUCUCGCAGAUUUGCGGGAGGUGAAGCGCAUUCUUUAUGGCAAGGAGACCAGGGAGCUCAAUCUGCCCAGAAAAGCUCUUGAAGCUGCCUCAGAAAAAGACUUUGAACUGCGGGGAUAUGCAUUUGAGGCUGCUGAGGAGCAGCGGAGAGGCCCCCGGAUCGUGCGUGUGGGAUUAGUUCAGAACAGAAUCCCCCUCCCCACGUCUGCCCCUGUGGUAGAACAGGUUUCUGCCCUCCACAGACGCAUAGAAGGCAUUGUGGAAGUGGCUGCAAUGUGUGGAGUCAACAUCAUUUGUUUCCAAGAAGCGUGGACAAUGCCCUUUGCUUUCUGUACAAGAGAGAAGCUUCCUUGGACAGAAUUUGCUGAGUCGGCAGAGGAUGGGUUCACCACCAGGUUCUGCCAGAAGCUGGCAAAGAAGCAUGACAUGGUAGUAGUGUCACCCAUCCUAGAACGAGACAGAGAUCAUGGGGGCGUCCUGUGGAACACGGCUGUGGUGAUCUCAAAUUCUGGAGCAGUCAUGGGAAAGACCAGGAAGAACCACAUCCCCAGAGUGGGUGAUUUCAAUGAGUCAACUUACUACAUGGAAGGAAACUUGGGCCAUCCUGUGUUCCAGACCCAGUUUGGCAGGAUUGCAGUGAACAUCUGCUAUGGGCGACACCACCCCCUCAACUGGCUCAUGUACAGCAUCAAUGGAGCUGAGAUCAUCUUCAACCCCUCAGCCACCAUUGGUGAACUCAGUGAGUCCCUGUGGCCAAUAGAAGCCAGAAAUGCAGCCAUUGCCAAUCACUGUUUCACUUGUGCCAUUAACCGUGUGGGCCAGGAGCACUUCCCUAAUGAGUUUACCUCUGGAGAUGGAAAGAAAGCGCACCAUGACUUUGGCUACUUUUAUGGCUCGAGCUAUGUGGCAGCCCCUGAUGGCAGCCGAACUCCUGGGCUGUCACGUAACCAGGAUGGGCUACUAGUUGCUGAGCUCAACCUCAACCUCUGCCAGCAGAUGAAUGAUAUCUGGAACUUCAAGAUGACUGGCAGAUAUGAGAUGUAUGCACGAGAGCUUGCUGAAGCUGUCAAAUCCAACUAUAGGCCCACUAUCCUGAAUGAGUACCUGACUUCAGCCCCUGCCUGUCAAUGUGGGAAGGGGCAGUUACCUCUACCCCCAACGAAUGCAUUUAAAAAUGUCCCAGAUGGAUUUUAA
Molecule: messenger RNA, 1245 nt
Organism: Castor canadensis (American beaver)
Lineage: Eukaryota; Metazoa; Chordata; Mammalia; Rodentia; Castoridae
Gene: Upb1
Product: beta-ureidopropionase 1
Molecular function (GO): beta-ureidopropionase activity
Source: RefSeq, a predicted model, not a curated record